Molecule: messenger RNA, 928 nt
Organism: Sebastes umbrosus (honeycomb rockfish)
Lineage: Eukaryota; Metazoa; Chordata; Actinopteri; Perciformes; Sebastidae
Product: tubulin-specific chaperone E-like
Exons: 8
Coding region: 137-928 (263 amino acids)
Biological process (GO): cytoplasmic microtubule organization
Cellular component (GO): cytoplasm; nucleus; microtubule plus-end
Molecular function (GO): microtubule plus-end binding
Source: RefSeq, a predicted model, not a curated record
CAGCUUUGAAAUCUGUCCCUUCCGGUGAGACGUCCAAUGUUUUGGGUUGUACCCGCGGCGUGAAGCUUCAUCAGUUCAGAGGCUAGAAAACACCUCAAAAGCUCCACUUUAAAACGUCACAGGAGACGGAGCUUCGAUGGGAGGAGAUGACCAGACGGAGCCGGAGGACGCGGUGGGCAGGCGGGUCUUCUGCGACGAGGAGCGGGCCACGGUGCGGUAUGUGGGCCCGGUGCCACCGACAGCAGGGCUGUGGCUCGGCGUUGAGUGGGAUAACCCUGAGCGAGGCAAACACGACGGCAGCCACGAGGGAGUCCAGUACUUCACAUGCAGACACCCAAAAGGAGGCUCCUUCGUCCGUCCAGAGAAGGUGAGCUUCGGAGUGGACUACCUGACCGUAGUGCAACAGCUGUACCAGAUCGACUCCGAGGAGGUGCUGAGUGAGACGAUCUCCAUCUCCUCCAAGAAACUCAAGUGGGCGGGCUUCGAGGAGCGCAGUUUCGAGAGUCUUCCAACAGUGUUGCUGAGUCACAGUGAAGUGAACGGGCCCGGUGAUGAUGGAGAAAUCAGGAAAACAACGCCAAACGUGCAGAGGUUGGACCUGAGUAGGACUCUGCUGUCCUGCUGGGAGGACGUGGCUGCCAUCACUCAGCAGCUGGACAAACUGAAGGAACUAGAGCUCAGCAACAACACACUGCGUUUGCCCUCUGACCUCUCCGCUCACUGCCAGGCUUUCUGCAGCCUCAGAGUCCUCGCCCUCAGCAGCUGUGACCUCACCUGGCCACAGGUACACCUUUCUGUACUGAACAGCACACACAGUGGGUCCCUGGCCCCAAAAAGAUUUGAGAACCUCUGCAUUAUAGGAUGGAAAAGGAGCGGAGAGGUCGGAGAGGUAGGAGAGGUAGAAGAACUCGGCUGGCAAAUCCCCUAA